AUGUCACAAAAGGAGAUAAUCUACCUCUCCUUCGGCUCCUUCUCCAACCACAUCUCCACCCACUUUUGGAACCAACAGCAAUCCUACUUUACCUACGACUCGAGCGAUCUACCCUCCGGCUCUACCAGCCGUGAUCGUGACACAGCUCAAAACAACGACGACGAGCCGCUCAUAGAUCACGAUGUAUCCUUCCAAGCUGGUCAGACGCUUUCAGGGCAAGACACAUACAACCCACGCACGAUCAUCUUCGAAACGGAACAAGAGUUUGGUGCGUUGAGCAAACUCAAUGCUCUCUACGAAUCAUUCCCGUCGGAUAGCGGAGAUCGGAAUGUUGCGCUGGAUAGCUUGCAGAGCUGGGGAGUGGAAGCAGAAGUCAUUGCGGCCGAGAGGGUGGGGACGAGCAAGUAUCAGCGUCGGUUGGAGUUGGAGGAUCAGGGUUUGGAUCCAGGGUCCUCCGAUGAUGACAAGGAUGAAACUGAGGAGAAGGUUGUAGACAAGAUGGACCUGGAUCAGCCACCGGCAGUGUCAACAUUGAGAACAGCUAUUCCGCGACCACGACGGACGAGAAGAACACAUCGGUUCUGGUCAGAUUACUCACGGACGUUCUUCCACUCCAAGUCGCUCGUUUCGGUGGGUGGAGAGCUCACAGCUCCCAUGCCUGGCUCGUACAACUCUUCCGAUCCACCCUCGGGCUCAGAUGGUCGUACACGAUUCGAGUCCUUCUCUCAAGGUGCCAGCUACUAUGACGAGCUGGAAGCACAGCAAGAGGUGCUGGAUUCCAACAUCCGUUGGUUCGCGGAAGAUGCCGACCUGCUUCAGGGCUUUCAGUACACCAUUGAUACCUCACAUGCAUUCGGUGGUUUGGGUGCAAAGUACCUCGAGAACCUGGUUGACGAGUACCCUAAAGUUUCUCACCUUGUCUUUGGCGCUGGGUGGGGCAACACCAAUGACGUGUCCGAAGAGGAAGGCAACGGAGCAUGGGAAACGAGACUAGCCAGAAUCCGAAGGAUGAACAAUCUUCAGUCACUAAUACAGUUCAUGGAGUUCUCCACCGUAGUAGCACCGCUAAGAGUGCCGAGCUGGGAAGCAGGCGGUCAAGUAGGAGCAGACUGGAGAAAGUACCUCGGGAGGAUCGAUUUGAGCGAUAUGCAUCACGCCGCAGCCCUUAUCUCCUCGCAUCUGGAGACGGCGACAUUGGGUACAAGGAUGAAGUCUCGCUCCGAGACCCUCUCUUACCUCACAACGCGCUUAAAUUGGCGUAAGGAUACCAAGCUAGUCCAUCUUGGAGGUGCAAUACCCUUGCCCUACCCAACGCCUCUCUCCUCCACCGUCUCGAAUCCGCGGGCAGCUCUGGAUCCAGUGGAUGCGAUGCUCCAAUCCUACGGUUACGGCAACCGAGACUCACGCUUGCUUCAACGAGGAGCUCCGCUUGAAUCCGAAUCAGAACUCGCUGAACGUGGUGCCAAACUCGCUCUCUCUGCUUGGCUUGACUUCUCCCUCCCCUCGUCCCUUUCUGGCGGAGCUUCAAGACGCAAGAAGUUGCUGUACAACAUUUCGCGUCCGUUCUCGCACACCGCCGUCCUCCGCAACACUAACCUUGACGACGCUAGACUCGGACUAGGGAUGCUCGACUCUAUCCUCUCUCACAUCCGCGAACCAUUCGGUCAAGGAAUGUACAUUCCACAGUCAUACAACAUCCUCUCUUCGUUCCCGAACUUCUUGAGCAACCCUUCGGAGCCGAGUCGAAAGCAGAGCAAGCCGAAGGACGUACCAAUGCUGUCGUCGUUAGCUGCCACUCCGUCUAGCGUCUACUUGCUGAAAGAAGCGAGAGAUACAGUGAGAGAGGCAUUGCAAGGUCAUGCACCGUUGGCAGCGUACGGGCUGGAUGGUGAAGAUGCGAAGGAUGGACUGAAGGAGACGAGGGAGCUGAUCGAAGGAUGGAUCGAUGCGUAUAGUGUUAACAACGAUGGUGGUGCGGGGAGUGGAAGUGAGGAUGGGGACGGAGAUGAGAUGGGCACGGAUGAAGAGUAUGAUGUGGAUCAGAAGGAGGAGGAUGGACUCGAUUGGGAUAUGUAG
This is a messenger RNA of Ustilago hordei, 2076 nucleotides long. RefSeq lists its product as uncharacterized. The transcript has a single exon. Bases 1 to 2076 code for a protein of 691 amino acids. Gene Ontology annotation, cellular component: cytoplasm. The record is from RefSeq and is a predicted model, not a curated record. Lineage: Eukaryota; Fungi; Basidiomycota; Ustilaginomycetes; Ustilaginales; Ustilaginaceae. Gene Ontology annotation, biological process: mitochondrion distribution.